AUGACGCCCCAGCCGUGCGCCCGUGAGGCCCCGUCGCCCGCGUCCGCGCGUUUCCGCUGGCGCCCUGCGUGUCCGUGCGCUGCGGAGUGGCUGUUGCUCUGCCCGCGUCCGUACGUCCGUGCGUUCGCCGCUGCUCCGCCCGUGUCCGCGUGCCGCCAAGCAGACGCGGCUGUGCCCGGGGCCUUCGUUCGGCUCCACGCGUUACACCUCCGUCUGACUACCUGCACAGCGCCGGCUCCGGCUGCUCCAUGCCUGUGCGGCUCCACCAGCACCCGCACCUGGCCGCCUCCCCGCGCCCACAGAUGCCUAGCCGUGCCUGGUCGCCUUCGCGUUGCCCACGCGCCAGGCUCGCCUCUGCGCCCGCCCGCCGGCUCGUCGUCGCCGCGCCGGGUCCUCGACGCCGCGUCGCCCCCUCCCCGUGCACCCGCACGCCGAAUCCCGUGCCUCGCCGCUCCGGCCGGGUGCUCCGCGCCCGUAGCCGGCUCCGCCUCCCGCCCCUGCGUUCGGGCUCUCCGACGCCGGCCCGCCAUCCCCAUGGCUCCAGUACCCAGCUGCCGCCUCCAACUUGACGGGCCGGCUCCCACGCGCGCCUCCGCGGCCGCCUCCUGCGGGUCCCCGCCGCAGCCGGCCGUCACAGCGCACUUCGGCGACGCCUCGCUCUUCCGAGGGCCAGCUCCUGCGCUGGCCGGCCUAGCUUACCUCGAGGCCGCCUCGCCGCUGGCCGGCCUCGCUCCCCCAUGA
Messenger RNA from Aegilops tauschii subsp. strangulata, 741 nucleotides. The record is from RefSeq and is a predicted model, not a curated record. Lineage: Eukaryota; Viridiplantae; Streptophyta; Magnoliopsida; Poales; Poaceae.